This is a messenger RNA of Sturnus vulgaris (Common starling), 1110 nucleotides long. It is a transcript of the gene HOXB3, whose product is annotated as homeobox B3. Gene Ontology annotation, biological process: regulation of transcription by RNA polymerase II; anterior/posterior pattern specification; embryonic skeletal system morphogenesis. Gene Ontology annotation, molecular function: RNA polymerase II cis-regulatory region sequence-specific DNA binding; DNA-binding transcription factor activity, RNA polymerase II-specific. NCBI's taxonomy places the organism in Eukaryota, Metazoa, Chordata, Aves, Passeriformes, Sturnidae. The record is from RefSeq and is a predicted model, not a curated record. Gene Ontology annotation, cellular component: nucleus.
AUGCAGAAGGCGUCGUACUACGACGGCUCGGCGCUCUUCGGGGCUUACUCCUACGGCAACGGAUUCGCCUACGAGGGAGCCCAGCCGCCCUUCCAGGCUGCUCCCCACGAGGAUGGCGACUUCCAGAGAUCCUCCUGCUCCCUGCAGUCUCUGGGCAACAAUUCCAAAAAUAAGGAGCUCAACGGGAGCUGCGCCAGGCCCCGUUUGGCGCCGGAGCCGCCGGGAUCGCCCGACGACGGCGACGGCGGCGACGACGACGAGGGGAACGGCGGAGGGGGGAAAAGCGCGGCCGGCAAAGGGAAUUUGGGGAUUUCCAAGCAGAUCUUCCCCUGGAUGAAGGAGUCGAGGCAGAAUUCCAAGCAGAAGAACGGCUCGCCCGGGGCAGAAACGUGCGGCGAGAAAAGCCCGCCGGGCUCGUCGGCCUCCAAGAGGGCGCGCACGGCUUACACCAGCGCGCAGCUGGUGGAGCUGGAGAAGGAAUUCCACUUCAACCGCUACCUGUGCCGGCCUCGCAGGGUGGAGAUGGCCAACCUGCUGAACCUCAGCGAGCGCCAGAUCAAGAUCUGGUUCCAGAACCGGAGGAUGAAAUACAAAAAGGAUCAGAAAUCCAAAGGCGUCGCUUCUUCCUCGGCGGGGCCUUCUCCGGCCGGUAGCCCCCCGCAGGCCGCGCAGGCCUCGGCCGCUUUCCUCAACGCUUUGCACCCCGUGAGCGGCGCCUACGAGGCGCCGUCGCCGCCUUCCUUCGGCAAACCCCACCCCAACGCCUACGCCGUGGCCGCCGGCGGCUACCGGGCCCCGCUCAAAGGUUGCCCGCAAAAAUACGGAGGCGCCGCCGACGCCGGCGACUACGAGGCCCAGCACGUCCUGCAGGCCAACGGCGCCGGCUACGACGCCCAGGGCAGCCCCGCUUACGUUGGGGGCAACUUUGUGGAUUCUCUGGCGACCUCGGGCCCGGCUCUUUACGGCCUCAACCAUUUGGACUACGGAGGGGUCGCGUCGGGCCAGCCCCACGGACCCUGCGACGGCCACGGCGCCUACGGCGAGCUCGCCGCGCAGCAUGCGGCUCCUCAGGGCAGGAUCCAAGAGGCGCCCAAGCUCACCCAUCUGUGA